ACAGGAGUUCCGCUGUAUUUCCUGGUGUGCUUGAUCCCAGAUCGGAACCAUUUUACUUGGACCUAGAUCCGGUAUUUCAAUAAAAAGACAAAACAACACCGUUUGCUGAACUCUAGAAGAGAAAUCGGAAAUCACACGCCAUAGUAUGACAGGCUAAUAAUGGCAACAAUGCAAUUAUAGUUCAGCCACUUUAUCAAACGGCGCACGGCUCAUCAUAACCAUACAAACAACAAGCUUACCUGCCUGCCAUCUUGUGGUAGUACUAAUUAAUAAUAUACAAACAGAUGACUAUGUGAGAGAACAGAAGACUCUUUCCAAAUCCUUCCGUCGGAGAGUUGGAGUUUAUUGCAAUUUUUUUUGACAUUUGAGAUAAAACACAAGUGAACUUGCCAUCUGGGAUUUGACUUUUCAUCGAACGUAUCUCUAAAAGUUGUGUCUAUUUAUUUGAGACGAGAAGCUUUGGGCGAAAUCAUGACGACCUCGGCUGAAUCGUAUAUGUGGUCAAGCGGGCUCACGACGACGGCGUCGACUUCGUCGUCGGACUCGGAUACGGGAUCGUUCGCCAAUCAGCCGCUGAUGUCCGGGGACGAUUACUUGACUCAUGAGGAUGUGCGUGAUCCGUGUCUGAAUCAAGGAACCCAGCUUCGCGAUGAGAUACGGUGUAGCAUCAUACAGAAACGAAUACAAAAGGGACUUGGCGGCAUCAGGCUGGAUUGGAAGAAUAAUGGACAAGAAACGCUUUCAAAAGAAGAAGAUGACAAACGAAGACAGCGCCGAGAAAGAAACAGGGUUGCUGCUUCGAAAUGCAGAGAGAGGAGGAGAGAAAGAACAUUUGUCUUGGUCGAGGAAACUGAACACUUGGAGAGCAACAAGCAGGAUCUAUUGGACGAGAUCGAUCAACUCGAAGAGCAGAAAGCAAAACUUGUCGCCAUCCUCACCGAGCACGAUCACAGUGGACAGUGCCAGAGACACGCACAUGUCGUCGAAGAACUCCACAUCGAUCCCUGAUGUCGUCUACGAUAUCAUUGUCGGGUUGUUUGAACUUUUAACUGUGGUCGUCUUAUGAGAAUAAGGGACACUGAACACAACGACGAUAAUGAACGAUGACGAUUCUGACUGAACUGAAACCGUUGACGAUCACUGAGGCUGUUCAAAUUUUGGAUUUUCGUAAUAGAGAUAGUUCCAUGUUUUCAUGAUCGUAGACAUGGUCAUGAUGGUAGAAUUACGGGAAGGAAGGAUGUUUGGGCAUUCAGGCAGGUGCUGAUCAUGAUCUUGACUGUGUCCACAUGUAAGGAGAGAUGCUCUAAUGUUUUCAGAGUUUGCAUGUUUGGAAAGCAUGGUGCUUGACAAAUUCUAUCAAAGCAGAUAUUUCGCUCAAAAAUCUUAUUAACACGAUAGGAAAAAAAAGCAUUUAACCCAUUAUAUUGAAUAUCAUGAUGACGUAUGCACUGGACUGCCUGGUAAUUUCUGUAUAUAUUUAUAUUUCCUUUCCUUGCCAGGAAUCAUGCCAUUCUUUGUAUCUCGUGGCAAAAGGCGCUUUAGAAAUAUCAAGAACUGUAUUGUUAUCAAACUGAAAAUGAAAUAGAAUAUAUACAUGUUAGGAAUGUUACGGUUGCUAGAUGAUAAUAAAGAUUGAAGUAGGUCAUUAAAAUACGUGCAACAUUUUGUUGCCUUAGUGUAUACUUAUACAUAAUUUGAUAUGCAAAUACCACCAAAUAGUGGUUAACUUAAAACAAAAUUGAUGUUUAUUUAUGAAAUCAACCAAAAACCGCCUUAGCUUUGAACUGUAAACGUGGUAUGCGUACUAGAUAUUUCAAAAUAUUGAGAUUUUCAAUCGUUUUUAUCAUAGAGUUUUAUCAAAGGAAAAGAAUAUAUUAUGUAUAUUUAUAAUUAAUUGCUUUUGAAUGGAGUACUAUUAUAUUAAAUGAAUUUUCAACAAAUCUGUUAGGGUAGUUCCUGUUAUGUUUUUGAGAGACCGUGGAAAAGGGGGAAAGUCACCUUAAUAGUCUCCAUCGGCCGCUUGGUCCACUUUCCGUUUGGUAUUAUCCCACUCGGUCUAAUCCUGAACCAUUUGGUCUAAUUGGAAUUUUGAAACCGAUGCAGGGUCCCGUUACACAAAGGUUAGCGAUUAAUCGUACUCUUGGUUUCCACGAUUGAUUGUAGUCAAUGCAAUCAAUCGUAUAUAGACAAAUGUUCUACGAUUGAUUGCUAAGCUUUGUGUUACGGUCAAAAUAAAUGAUUUUACUUUGGUUACUA
Molecule: messenger RNA, 2256 nt
Organism: Lytechinus pictus (painted urchin)
Lineage: Eukaryota; Metazoa; Echinodermata; Echinoidea; Temnopleuroida; Toxopneustidae
Product: cyclic AMP-dependent transcription factor ATF-3-like
Exons: 5
Coding region: 472-1008 (178 amino acids)
Biological process (GO): regulation of transcription by RNA polymerase II
Cellular component (GO): nucleus
Molecular function (GO): RNA polymerase II cis-regulatory region sequence-specific DNA binding; DNA-binding transcription factor activity, RNA polymerase II-specific
Source: RefSeq, a predicted model, not a curated record